Ruditapes philippinarum (Manila clam) is the source of this 6154-nucleotide messenger RNA. Its product is annotated as A disintegrin and metalloproteinase with thrombospondin motifs 1-like. The transcript has 28 exons. The record is from RefSeq and is a predicted model, not a curated record. Gene Ontology annotation, biological process: proteolysis; extracellular matrix organization. NCBI's taxonomy places the organism in Eukaryota, Metazoa, Mollusca, Bivalvia, Venerida, Veneridae. The coding region runs from base 344 to 3508 and encodes 1054 amino acids. Gene Ontology annotation, cellular component: extracellular matrix. Gene Ontology annotation, molecular function: metalloendopeptidase activity.
UAGGUCCAAAUUUAAACAUAUAUAGUUUUAGAAUGGAAAAAAAAUUCAUAACUGACGUUUAAUUCAGAAAACGGAUAUCUGAUUUAUCUUAAGAGAUACCGUCUCACGAUAUACUUAGAUGUAUUGUUUUCCAAUAAACAAACCGAGUAACGUAAGCAAGUGCAAUGUGAAACUCUCUCUCCGGAUGAUUAUAUAUAUACUAGUAAACGGUGGAAACAUAGUUUAUAUCUGUCCAUGCUCUGUACAUAGUAACAAGUAACAGUUUAAAUGUGGAAGUAGGAAGUACAAGGACAAUUAACACGCAACUGGCAAUGAGGAUUUUACAUUGAACUGUUUAGGAAAAAUGAGAUUUGAUGAACUUUUACGUGCUUUCAGCAUUAUUAUUUUGGGUGCUUUGUUUGAACAGAUAUGUGCAAUAAAAGCAAACGAUGUCACAGAAUCCGAGGAGCAUAUACGCAAGAGAAGUUUAAGACAAGAUGGGUAUACCCAUAUUCAAUCAGCCUCAAUAAAGAUACUACAGCAAGAAGACGAAAUUCUACACAGACGACAUAUACGUGACACACUUCAACAAAGCGGCGCACAUGUAGAACUUCAUAUUGAAGCAGACGACGUGAGAUUUGAAAUCUUACUGAAACACGCGCAACCUGUGAUGAACAAAGACGCUAAAGUUGUGUUUGUGUCCAAUGGCAACUCUGAGACAGUAGACAAUAUUGAACCUAGCGAUUGUGUAAUGUCUGGAAGUUUAAAAACAAAAGCAGACGAUACUGCUGUCUUCUCGUUUUGUGACGGACUGAAAGGAGAUUUUACAAAUGGUACAUAUACAUAUCAUAUUGAAACUAUAGAAGAAGAUGGAAAGGAAGUUGUUCUUCUUGCUAGAAAAGAAAAGACAGUUUCUGAUGAUAAAUAUGAUACUGCUACACUACCUACAAACACUUCUGAGCACGUGCCUAGACGGAAGCGAGCUGUCAGUGAUAAUCUAAAUAUAGAAACAGUUGUGAUAUUGGAUGCAUUAUAUGUGGCUCGUAUAAGAGCGGCUGGAAUUACUGAUAAUCAGACGAUACAUGAUCUGAUGGAAUUAAAGUGGACAGGGGCACAAGCGGAAUGGGGCAAAGCAGAUGUUUUCGAUUACACAAUAACCAUAGACAUCAAAGAGCUUGUCAUCUGGGAGACAAAUCCGGACUGGUACAGCCCGGAGACAGACCUCGGAGAUUUGUUGUAUCACAUAUGCUUCCAGACGAAUUCACGUGGACUAUGGACAGACUAUGACCAUAUACAUCUCUUUACUGGACAAACUGGCACCGAUGUAUCAGGGAAGGCGUAUGUCGGCGGAAUUUGCAAAGGACAAGAAAAAUGCGCAGUUUCAACGUUCACGUCAUCAGCUGCCUAUUAUAUUCCCACACACGAACUCGGUCAUAGUAUGGGAAUGGUGCAUGAUGGCGAGGUAGGUUGUUCAACCACAGGUAUAAUGGGAGGCUUGACAUCCGGUUGGAGCGCCUGCAGCGUGGCUGCUCUCGGGGGCUUAAUGAGUAAGGGAACUGCUGACUGUACAAGGACACAGGAUGUUGCUGGUGCAGCUCUGUUCACAUUGGACGCCCUUUGGCCUGGUAUGAAAUAUUCCGACGACGAUAUAUGUGAAAUGCAACACGGUCCAGGUUUCGUCUUCAAGGGCAACCGGAACUCCUGUUCGGGUUAUAGAUGUAUGAAUCUUGAUGCUUCCUCUGACAAGUUCGGUGUUAGUUACAAAUAUACUGCACCAACGGACGGAAAGUACUGCGGCGAAGACAUGGUAUGUACAACAAGCCAGGCUAAUUACCGAUGCAUAAAUAUAACGGAUACCGGUCUUCCACAAUCCUCUAUUACUAAAGUCACAGGUGGCUGGUCAGCUUGGGGAACAGAGACGUCAUGUAGUCGCACGUGCGGGACAGGCGUUAAAUUGCGCACACGAACUUGUAACAAUCCAAAACCACAAAACAGUGCCUGGUGCGAAGGAGAUACGUUUAAAGCGGAGUUAUGCAACACGCAGGCUUGUGACGGGGUCACAGAAGAUGAGGCAUUAAUUACACAAAGGGCAGGAGAGACAUGUACUGAUUGGAAGGAUAACAAUAAAUAUACAAUGAUUGAUAAAGAUUCAGCGAAUUAUCUUAAUACGGGAUCAAAGGCGGGUAAUAAUGGUGACGAUCAGUGUGAAGUCGUUUGUGACACAAUAAGCGGUUACACUAUACCCGGAUCUGAACGGCAUAGUAUAAUGCCUCAUGGAACACCGUGUUCUCAUAGUUCGUUGACAUCUUCAUUUGUUGAAAACAACAAUCUACCGAGGAUAUCAGGAAUGUAUGGCUCGUGCGUUCAAGGUCAUUGUUAUUUAACUGGUUGUGAUCACGUGAGUGGCUCCACACAGAGGGAUGGUUGUGGGGUAUGCGGGGGUAAUAACUCGACAUGCCAGGUAGUUUCUGGAGUUUAUGAUGAGGUGUUAGCGAAAUCUGAGAGAAAAAGAGCCGUUAGAAUUGAAGCAAACGCAACGCUUAUACAGAUUUAUUUUACCUACAGCGCGAUGUCUCUUCAUUUUCUUGAGUUGAGAUCAAAGGAUGUACAGGACGGUCAGGAAUUAGGGGCAUCUGUGAUAAAUGGACUUACCCAACAAGACACACGAGAUAACCCAAUAAAUUUUGCCGGGACAUACUGGUAUUAUUUUUGGCAGAAACAAUACAUGUAUGCGGAGGGGCCGACCAACCAAGCGGUUGAUAUUUCGCUAUUCAACUUCGGCAGUAAAAACAAUACUGGGGUAACGUACGAAUAUUCCCUACCGACAGCAGACCAAAUGGCAACCUGCUCAGGAACGUGUGAGAAUAGUGGAGUGUGGAAUUCGACAACGUGUUCAUGUGACUGUGCCAACGGUUUCUAUGGUGCAACAUGUGACGUAUCGUGCAAUAAGAUAUGUAAGAAUGGCCAACCAUUGGCAUCUUCCGGUUGUAAAUGUGAUUGCCAAGGAAACACUUACGGCGGAUCUUGCGCUUGCAAGUAUCCAUUUAAAGGCAAAGAUUGUCAAGAAUGCAAGAUAACCACGUGUGAGAAUGGGGGCGUGUUUAACUCCACAGCUUGCCGAUGCGCAUGCCCGAAAGGAUAUGGUGACCUCGACUGUAGCACCUCAUGUGAAGACGCUGUUCUUCCAACAGCAGAUUGUAUAGUGAAAGCUGGCAGGGGAGAAUGUGAGUCUAAAAAUGAGGUGAUGGAGACAAAGUGUUACAUGACAUGCGGUCUAUGUGAACCAGCCGACACAACGACAGGAGCAUCGACUACAGCAUCAACAACAACAACAACAGCAUCAGGAACAGGAACAACAGCAUCUGGAGCUACUAGUUCGACAACAGAAUCUACAACGGUAAAUUGCGGUGCAACAGAAGACAGAGAAUGUAAUGGCGGAGAAACAAAUCGUCGUCAUUGGACACAGAGUUUCCUCCUUUGUAUUUCGCUGUUGCAGACAACUCUCACUGCAGUGAUUCUGCUGUCUUGAAGUGGAAUGUUUGUCUCCUAAUCUUCACAAGUUGUGCUCAACUAUAAACUAUUAUCAUUUAUAACUUAAAAAGCAUCAUUAUGUGAAUUGAAAUGACGUUCUAGAAUUAUUACUAAGAAUAUGAUAUGUUAGUGACGCUAUCUCGCUCCCGUCGAAGUUUCUAAUCUCUGUAGAACAGCUUCAGAUAAAUACUAACAUAUUUAGUGUCAAGCUUUAUUUGACUUCAUAAAUAUUCACUUUAUAACGUCAAGACUUUUUUUACGAACGCGGUUCAAUGAAUCACUAUGAAAAAUAGAAGGUUACUAUGAACAGAAUUUGAUAUAGUAUCGACAUUUGUUCUUCUAGGAAAAUUAACACAUAUCUUUUUUUAAAAAUGCAGCGUUCUCUUUGGAUGGCACUAACGUCUUUAAAAUGUAACAUGACAUUGUCUUUACAGUGUGUUAUACAUGUAACUCAUUGAAAACUAGUAUUGAAAAUGUAUUGUUUAUGCAUUUUGAUCAAUGUAUUAUCACAUUUUUGAUCAAUGUAUUAUCGUAUUAUUUAUAAUAAUGUACUAUGUACAAGUCAAACAUAAAAUAAUGUUUUGUUCUGUAGAUAUACAAAUUGUAUAAACGUCUUUCAGUAUGGCAAAGGAAAUUUAGAACAAUUUUAACACAUUUAACUUUAAAAUCAUCGUAUUAGCUUACAAAUGUAAUACAUGAUUGUGUAUGAUUAUAUUAUAUUGGUUCCAUUAUUAUAUGGUUGAUUCCCGAAAAAGUUGUAACAUAGAAUGUCUCUGUUAUUUAACACUAAUGAAUAAUGUUCGUUAACAGAAUAAAAUGUUCCAGAACAAAAUAUUAUUUGCUAUUUUUAGAAGGGUUUUAUCCGUUUAGCAAUGAUUUUUGCAUGCGCCUUUCGAUUUUAAGGCAAUACAUUACAAUACAAGCAUUUUGGAAGUAUACUUUUUUAAAAAUUUAAUCAUUUUUUUGCAUCAGAUAUAUAGCUUUAUACCCUUUAACUUUAUCUACAAGAUAUAUACUGGUAUUUUCAUGUGAAAUUAUUUUAUAUUAAUAGGGUUAUUAGGGGCCUAUUGCUUUUUGAUAAUCAGUAAAAAAAUUUGGAAUUUUAAGGUUACUUGUUUGCAUGUAAAAAGUGUAUUUAAACAAUGGUAGGAUACUACGUCAUCGCACACCUGUUUUUGCAAAAACCUCCGGUCGACUUGACAUAACUAAAAAAAACUUUUAAAGUUUUACUGCCUAGUUUAUUCCUGAAAAACAGGAUAAAGUUUUUUUCAUAAAUGCUUCCACUCGGACUCCCAAACAAAUUGUAUCCUGUUUCAGACUUAAACCAGACAGUAAAACUUUAAAUGAUUUUAUUUUAAUUAUAUCAAGUACUAAAACCAUUUUAUUUUAUAUUGUAACGAUUUCUUACAAUAAAAAAAAUUUUUUUAUCUUCGAGUCAACAAAAAACACCAGUCGGAUUUGUAGCAUUUUGCAGGGGCGCGAUGAGGUGGUAUUCUACCAUUGAAUAAAGCUGUAGCUCUAUUUUUGUGUAUGUUGAAAUAUUAAUCAGAUUGAGUUAUCAUUGCUUUUGUUAACAUGAUUGAGGUUUCAUUGCUUUUGUUAACAUGAUAGAGGUUUCAUGGCUUUUGUUAACAUGAUUGAGUUAUCAUGGCUUUUAUUAACAUGAUUGAGGUUUCAUUGCUUUUGUUAACAUGCGUCAAUAACAGUCUGUGAUAAAUUUUACAAGAAAAUUCUAUACACUUUCUUAUGCAAUUUUAGUGACAUUUUAUUUGUUUAACUUGUGCAUUUAUGAAUAACGUGUACAUGAGUAUUGAUUGAUUUAUUUUGUGUUUUUUUCUGUGUAUGAGAUAUACUUGAAAGAUAUUAUGAAUAACUUUUCACUUUUUUUCUCGUGCUUUGUCUUAAGAGACACUUGUCUUAGGCGACCAUCUAUGGUGUUUCCCUUUGCGCGGUCGCUUAAUACAAUUUUGACUGUAUAAUUAUGUUGUUAAAUUUGUUUUAUAAGUGCAUUUUGUAUAAAAGACUGAACGUUGGUUAAAAACCGCUGUGUAUAAGUUGUUUGUUCUUCUAUGUACAUCUAUUUUUUUUUAAAUAUUCAUGUUAGUAAGCAAAUAAAUAUACUUAUUAAUUAAAAAUCCGCCGCUGGCGUCGGUUACAGAUAUAUGCUCCUUAAAUAUAUUGUAUGACAUAUUUUAUUAACGUUAUAUUUUUGUAGCAAAAAUGUUAUUUCUAGGACACAUUUCUAAAAAUGGACUAAAAUGUAUAGAGAAUUUAAAUACUUUAGAUCUGAUUGGAUUAUUUUUCAAUUCGGUGAGAAAUAAAAGUGAGAAAUGUUUGCGAAAGGAACCCACACAUAUAAAUAGCUCGUGAAAAGUUUUGUUAAAUUGCCAUUUUUUGUAAAUAAAGUAUAUUUUAAUUAUUCUUGUUUUCACGAUUUUACGGUGACGGUUGUUUGCUUUGGAAGAUUUUUCAUCUUGCUAUAAUAGUAAAAAGUUCACCAGGUUCCAUGAAAAAAAAUGACAUUGAUCUUUGCUAUACCGGCGCUUUAAUAGCUCAUUUUUGUUAUAUCUUUUCCUAUUUUAUGUCAUGAAAGCUAAUUUUCCUGCUUAACAGUUCCUAUGCAAAUAAAAUAAAUCUAAUCUUU